AUGCUCCCACUCCGCUUCACUUCUGAAAGCUCUUCAUUGAUCCCUUCUUCAUGCGCUUCUCACCUGGCUUACACACAAUCCACUCCGUGGAAUUUAAUGUUGUGCCACAAUUGGUAUUUGAGGUUUCACUUCGAAGCUUUCGUCACACUGAUCCGCGCUGCGGGAUGGGAUCAUGUUAGUGGAGCAUAUAACAAGUAUCAGAAAUAUAUUCUAUGGCAAUUAUUCUAUUUUUGCAUCGGAAUUUUCAAGUUUUGUGCGGAAGAGACUUAUGGUGCCGUUUCUGCUGGGCAGCAACUCUUCAAGGAGCAUGUCGGACGUCAGGGCGUGCAUGGAAGAUAUGCACGCCAGAAAGUUAAGAGAAGGGCUUGGACAAGCUCGGAAAAUCAAGCGCAAAGGAGCUUGAAUCAUUCUAACCACUUUGUUCUCGAGUUUGGCGAUAAGACAUUAUUUGAUCAAACUCGUUAUAAUUGUGCGUGA
Molecule: messenger RNA, 477 nt
Organism: Lindgomyces ingoldianus
Lineage: Eukaryota; Fungi; Ascomycota; Dothideomycetes; Pleosporales; Lindgomycetaceae
Exons: 5
Coding region: 1-477 (158 amino acids)
Source: RefSeq, a predicted model, not a curated record